Molecule: messenger RNA, 8418 nt
Organism: Chiloscyllium plagiosum (whitespotted bambooshark)
Lineage: Eukaryota; Metazoa; Chordata; Chondrichthyes; Orectolobiformes; Hemiscylliidae
Gene: fbxo8
Product: F-box protein 8
Biological process (GO): regulation of ARF protein signal transduction
Molecular function (GO): guanyl-nucleotide exchange factor activity; protein binding
Source: RefSeq, a predicted model, not a curated record
CCUCCAGAGGGAGAACCACCAGAACCACGUGACACUCCGCGGCCCCGCCCCAAUAGCUGGCGAGCCAUUACGUCACUUCCACCAGCAACAAACAUCCGGCGUCAUUGCGUCACUGGAUCAUGUCCACUCAUGCAAGCGGCUUACGAGAGAGGGAAAACAAAGUUAAUUAGACGGAGGAGGGGUUCAAAGUAGAAGCGUCGCGGCGCGUUUAUUUUUUUCAAGUGAUUUAUUAUGUUCCUUCCAUCUCAAUGCACCGCUCGAGGAAAACUCUGAGCGCAGACCUUCGUGAGCCGAACUGAUUUUUGGUCGAACCAGUGCAAGCAUUAUCAUCUGUUCGUUGCCUCCUCUAUCUCUCUCGAUUUUUUUCGCGUGAGGAGGACUGGGGGCACCUACCGUGGACAUUGGUUGGACCAAGUGUGGGCUCCGACAGGUAGGUGUGAUGGGGCUCCCCCAAGCGGCACUGGCUGGUAGGCUCAACCAAAGCCGUGACUGCUGCCUGGACCCGAUCCUUUAGGGCCGAUUGACAGCACACCUCAGCCAAUCAUCAUCCACGCCAGUCAAUGGGCGACCAAUGGUCGACGCCAAAAGAUGGGUCAGGGGCUGUGGAGAGUUGUAAGGAAUCAGCAGCUGCAACACAGAAGAUACAGGGAGGAAGGUUAUUAUCAUGGGGGACAUGACCGGAGACUCGCUGCAAGCCGCAAGCAGGCCCAGAUUGGUAUUGACAUCUACCACAUUCUGAGAGUUGGCAGAUCGAAAGAAGAGCAUGGAUUUCCAGACCUGGAGCUAUUGCCCCCAGAGCUUAGUUUAACCAUUCUAUCGUACUUGAAUGCAACUGAUCUUUGUCUAGCGUCAUGUGUCUGGCAAGAUUUGGCUAAUGAUGAUGUCCUUUGGCAAGGGUUGUGUAAAUCCACCUGGGGUCACUGUUCCAUUUACUAUAGAGACCAUCCUUCAAAUUUUAGCUACAGGAAACUCUACAUGCAACUUGAUGAAGGCAGCCUUACGUUCAACGCCAAUCCUCAUGAGGGAAUGGACUACAUUUUUCGCAAAGGCAUACUGGACAAUGUUCCGAAGGAAAUUGCAAAGUUUAUUUUCUACACAAGAACACUAAAUUGGAAGAAACUUCGAAUUUAUUUAGAUGACAGGAGGGACGUGUUAGAUGAGCUUGUGACACUGCACAAUUUCAGCAACCAGUUCCUACCUAAUGCACUCAGAGAGUUCUUUCGGCACAUCCAUGCUCCUGAAGAACGUGGCGAGUACCUGGAGACUCUAAUUACCAAAUUUUCGCAACGAUUCUGUGCUUGUAACCCGGUCGUUACCAGAGACCUUGGCCUAAGCCCAGAUGCUGUGUAUGUACUUUGCUAUUCAUUGAUCCUGCUUUCCAUCGAUUUGAAUAGUCCACAUGUAAAGAACAAGAUGUCUAAGCGGGAGUUCAUCAGGAACACUCGUCGGGCUGCCCACAAUAUUAGUGAGGAUUUUGUAGGACAUUUGUAUGACAAUAUCUACCUUGUUGGUCAUGUGGCUGCCUAAAUGCACCAUUAACAAAACCUACAGAACAUGAAGGUCAAACCUAUAAAGUUGCACAAUGAUGUAUUUGACCUUUUGUAAACACGAGGAUUAUUUUAGUGCUGGCCAUUGUAACCUCUGUGUACAAUCAGCUCUUUUUGUGUUUUUCAUCCUGCGAUUGUUAGCACUUUGGUAACUGACUACCCGUUUGUGUUUAAUAUUAUUUUAGUUAUCAUGAGUUGGAUAUUAUAGUGCCAAUGUCUGAUGCAACAGUUUAGAAGUUAAAAUAAUCUAUAACUGGCAUAAGAAGUGUAAAUUGUGGAUGGGUUUACAGAUUAAGUGGGGCAAUGAACUCCCCACCCCUUUUUUCCUUUUCUUUUUAAUGCAUGUGAUGUGUAUAAAUGCAAAAUGAGAGAUUUAUAAUUAUUUUAUUGUGAAGUGUUUUAACUAAAAGAUUUUCCUCUGUACAAAUAAGGUGACUAUUUUUUCUCUUUAUUGAAUUAGAAUUUUUAUGUUACAGAAGCAGGAACAAAGCACUUUGUUUUGAAUUUUUUGACAUAUGAAAUAGUUAGAACACAAAUGUUCUUUUUCCUAUGGGUUAAUCUCCUACCCAGCUUAUACUUACGGAAGAUGUUUUUUCAUUUAAUAUCCAGUCUUCAAGAACACUAUUUAAACUGUUGUCAAAAAAAUCAUUGAAACUAUAUCAAGUGUGCUGGUUUAAAGGAAUGCUUGAGUGAUUACUAACUUCUAUAAAAUCCUAGUUAAAUUUUCUCAAAACACCUCUUUCCUCUGUUUGUUUUCUUUUUAAGCAUAUUCUUUCAUUUAUCUUAGUUGUACUUUAGUAGAAAGAUAUUUUAAGUAUUAACUUGCAUGCUAGAAAGUAGGAAUUUUAUUCAAAUCGCUCUUGUGAUGCUUAAGCCAGUUAUUAUUCGAGUUGGUUCUUCUUGGAUGCAAGAUAAUCACCACGUUCAAUGAGUAGCCUUUAUAGGAGUAUAGAGGCUUUGACAUUAGAUGAAUAGUUUGUGCUUGGGUAACUGUUCUCAGCCAUUAUGUGUGAGAGUAAUUAAAGUUGGCUUUGGCGAAGUUGGCAAGGAAACAAUUAUCUAAAGUUUCCAUGACUUGUGUCCAGAAACUCUUGAAUAAUGUGCACCUGAAUGCAAGGAUAGAGACAGGCUUGAUUGUGGUGCACCGUGUAGUUAAAUAGCCCUUUGUGCAGCCAGUCGCAAGCCUGUUAUGUAAAUAAUGGCUUCGUGGACAGGGCAUCAGCAGGUACCCUACCUUCCCAAAGCCCAUACUUGUAUGUGGCAUCAAACUAAGGUGAGGAGAGACUUGUUUGAAAAAAUAUAAAACCUAAUGUCUAAAAAUAUUUUUGAUUGAAAAACUUGGAUCAUAUUUUAUGCAGCAGAAACAAAUCUGUAUGCCAGUACAUCCAUUGCUGCUGCAUCAGUCUUAAUGUGUAUUCCGAUAGUCACCAAAUGGAGGAAAGCAAGAAGUAAUUUAGAAUUGUACUACCUACAUCAUAGGUCCACCCAAUGUCACUGGUAAAUAUUCCAUCAAGGAGUUAUUUAUGUAGUGCAGGGCUAUUUGAUUUAAGAAAAACACAAGCUUGGUGGGAUUAGGGUGCAAUAUGGUAGUAUUUUAAUUGCUUCUCUAUGAUGCACUGAAAUAGUCUUUUUUUUUCCAUGUGAUAUGUUUCCAGUUCCAUAAUGUGAAUAUAAUACCAUUCAAGCAUUCCAAUGAUCGCUGAACAUUUACCAUUAGCACACUUUAUAGAUUAAAGUAGAUAAGUUUCAUUCAGGUGCAUGAAAGGCCGUGCACCAACAAAUGAAUGAAAAAAUAAUAUUUAAGGUUUGGUAUCUUAGGCAAAGACCUAUCAUACUUUCUCUGGAACUUCAGUUUCUACUUUUCCCAAUCCCAUGUAGUUCAAGUAUUUUGUUUGGAUGAAAGACUUCUGUAUUAAGUAGAUUUUGGCAGCCUCCUCCUUGCACCUCUGAGUACAGUUCAUAAUCCUACAGUACAAAAUAGCUGAAACUUGCCUCACAUUAGGCAAUAGCCUAACAAUAAACCCACUUAUAAGAUUUACUCACUGUUUCAAUGUUAGAGAAACAGUUCAUCUGGUCUUAUUGAGCCAUACAGCAUGGAAAUAGACCCUUCAGUCCAACCAGUCCGUGCCAACCAUGUUCCGAAACUAAACUAGUGCCACUUGCCUGUGUUUGGCCAAUAUCCCUCCAAACUUUUCAUAUUCAUGUAUUUUUCCAAAUGUCUUUAUAGUGUUGAUUAACUGUACCUGCAAGCACCACUUCGUCUGGCAGUUCAUUCCACGAAACACUGUUUUUAAAAAGGACAUGAGGUCAACUUCUGUUUUUAAAAAAAACUUCUCCUCUCACCUUAAAAAUAUGCUCCCUAAUUUUGAACCCCCCACCCAGGAAACAGACCCUUGCUAUUCACCUUAUCUCUGCCCCUCGUGAUUCUGAGCUAAGAGGCCAAACUUUUCUCUGUCUUCAGAAUCCCAAUGUUUGGACAAAUGGUUGCUCCAAACCCUCACCCAUCAGCAACAGGACAGGAUCAGGAAUUUUAUCAGAGAUCACCAGGCUUGCUCUCCAUUUGAAGAUGGGUGGCUAGCUGUGAAGUUUAGGCAGACCAUGGAGUGGGCUCUGCUUGGGCAGGUCAGGGACUGUGACGGUGCUUCUACUUGCAACUAAUUAUAACUCCUCAAAGCUGAGCCUCACCAGAUACAUGCAUGGAUUGGUGGGACCACCCUUUCCAUUUAUAAACUCAGCAUAUGUGCAAUCAGACUUGGACUCUCCGUGUUUUCUCCAAUCCCUUACCCCGGCCCUCAAAGUUGCAUCAGCAGUCUUUACACGCAGUGAAGUACUGUUCAACCAUUGGCACUGUGCCAACAAAGGUGCAAGAUGCCCUUAAUCAGGGUAUUGAUUUUAUAUAUAUAUUAGUUGCCUAGUAGGUGGAAAGCCAAUCUUUGAAGGCCACACCAGGGAAAGAUCCCCAUUAGUGGAUGUUCAUUUAGUUAUCAAAUUACCAUCAUAAACAACUCCCCACCUUUCCAACAUUGGAGGAGGAACAUCCUGCCUGCAUUGCAUUUAGCAAACGUUGCAGGAGAAGCAUUAGUGCCCUCACCAUCAUUUUUCCUGUAAUUUUCAAAAUUUGUUGCACACUUUCCUUGAGCUUCUGAUUGCAGCACAUGAUAAUCCUAUCCAUGUAAGGGAUGAAUUAAAAAGGGAAAUGGUAUAAUAUAUCAAGUGACAAUAUUAUCAUCUUACAAAGUAGUGGUAGUAGAUGAUUUCUAUUUCGUAAGGCCAGCUUUCCUAUAUAAAAGCAAUUUAUCUGAGAUUCCUCUGUAUGAGCCAUGAGAGUAGGACUUUGAGGUGAAUGACUGACUAAAAUCUAGCAAUUGAAAAUUCAUUGUGACUGGUUUUGCCAUGCUGCAAAAUUGUAGAAGCAAAACAAAAAUCAAAUCAUAACAGAAAAUGUUUAUUAAAUACGCUUUUCAAAUUUCAGGUUGCUGUAACUGAAAUGUAUUUUGAAUUGUGAGUUGGUAAAUGCUCUUUUGCACAGGUGUUUAUUGUAGAAUUAAUUGAAUAUUUUAUAUAAAUUUUCUAAUCCACAUUCAUCUGUUGACAAUUGCUGCUGUCAUGUUUUAUAAAUGGCAACCUUCUGUAAAUCUAGCCCCUGGUUGUAAAAUAAAAUGGUGAGGGGGAAAAUCGCUUUUUAGAUUAAUUUUAAAAUACAAUUGUAGUUGGUGGUGAAUGAAUGUUUUUUACAUAAUUUUUGUCAAUAGAUUGUACAUACUAGCCUUACAUAAGUCUGAUUUUAUAUCAGAACAUAGGAAUUACUAGACAAUAGAGAUGCAGGGUCCAUCUAUUUCUUCUUCUUCAAUACUGAUAGCUGUAAAAUUUAGUGAUGAAGAGGUUCUUGACUAAUCAUUCGCAACCAAUCUCUAUUAAUUAGUCUACAGCAUACUGCAAAAUGAGGUGGGAAGAACCUUACUGAUUAGCUUUGAGAACAUAGGACCAAAGUCACCUUGCUUCCAUCCAAGCAUACUCUUUCACUCAAAUGUCAAAAUAGUGUUUUGGAGAUGAUAUUGGCCAAAGAUAUUCACUCUCUGCUUAGUCAACUUCUGAUUUUCCAUCCAUCUGAACAAUUCUGAGUACAAUUAUAGCUUGGUAAAGACAACCUUUUUUAUGUGCUAAAUAUGUAAUGAAGUAAUAAUAUGCUUAUGAAGAAUGCAUUCUAUAUUACUAAUGAAACAAAUGCGAGUCCUCAAAGUGAAGUGAUUGCCUUUGCUGAGUUUAAAGUGACUAGUCCGCCACUUAGUCUGUAUUCAGUAGUUGUCACAUUGUUUGUUUCUCUCCACAAGUGUAAACAGUUAGUAGUUCGUACUUAAGCCCAGCAGUGGAGGUUGACUGUGCAAGAGCCCUGCCUUGUCCUGAACCUGUUUAGCAAGGGUCAUUUUCACAAGAAUGUGUUUACAGUUUUUUUUUACAGGCCACAUACACAGAAAAUCUUCCCUGCACCAUUUUGAUUUCAUGCAGUUGGCUGUAAUAAAAUUUGAAAGACACUGGCCAAUUUAUGGGUUUCAUUUUGUCAAUAAUGUAAACAGUGUUUUGCUCUCGUCCAGUGUACCAGUGGUCCAGUUAAGACUGUUAACUGCACUUUGUGCCACACCUUGGAGAAAUUUAGCUAUUUUGAAAUUUGACAAAAAGACACUAGAAUUAACUUCCAGUAAGUAAAGUUGAAGAUAAGGCACCCCUAAUUCAAAACUGCUGGGGAACUGACACACCCAAAGAUUACAUGCAGUUAUUUCAUUGAUCCCAAAAUACUGAGCAAGAUAUUUACCAGGGAGCCCCAUCCAUUAUUACUGAUUCCGUCCUGCCUGCACUUUGAAUAGAAACAUUGUGAUAUGCCCUAAUGCUGCAUGUCCUGGUACCGUAUGGCCCAAUAGAAAUAGUAAACUCAUUCACUUCACCACAGUUCGAGUAUGGAGUUAAAUUUCCUAUUUUACAGCUUUGUUUUGCUGCUUAAUGCAAGGUUCAGUGAUACUGACUACAGUGCGGGGAAUGUUCUCUUUUUAACAAGCUUAUAAAUCCAAGUAUACCCAUCUCUAAUCCUCAUUUGAAAUGUAUUGCUUCUUGGAGAAAAGAUUUGAGAAGCAAGCUAAAUAUCCUGAAAACAUCUACAUUAAUUUAGUUGCAUCUGGACCCAAUGUUUUAUAAUUGCAAAAAAGUUAAAAAAAAAAGUGUUCCCUCUUUCUAUAGUAUUUUAUUUGCAGAGUUUUUUUUAAAAUUACAUAACCGAUCUGAUGUUUCAUGGUUUUACUGAAAAUUACGAUAAGGAAAAUAGUUUCAAAAUGCAUCCAGCAGCACGAGAAAUCUGAUGUUCUGGCACUGGUGAAGUUUACAGAUUUUACUGUGGUUCACAGUAAAGGGGUAGUGCUGAAAAACAAAAAUUGGCUGUGGUGCAACAAAAUCAUUUUUAAAAUCAUACGUAUUGUUAUGGAACACCACUUCUUGAACAAUCUUCUAUAAAUAGAAAGCUAUGUAUAAAAUACCACUCAAAUCUACUUUUUGGAAAAUUUGGUUUUAUUAAAAAAUACAAAGCUACACAGAUUUUCAUUACUAAUUAGUCUUUUGUGUAAACAAUUUUAUGCUGUAUUGUAGUUGUGCAGCAAUAAACCAUGAUUUUUAAAAUAUUUGAUUGGAGGAAAUUAUUGCAUUACAAUGAUUAGUCACGUGCUAAGAAAUGCACUUAGUCACAUUUUGUAUGCUUCAAGUAAUUUUAUUUGUACCCUUUUGCAGUUGACAUAUGAACAGUUCUGAGGAGGAUUUCCUCUGUGCACUGGGUAAAGCAGCAUCAUUGACAUUUUAUAUGCUAUGACUUUAGUUACACGCUCACAUCCCAGAGAAAACUUUCCUCUAAAGUGGAAUAUUUUACAUCUAUUUUCAACACUCCACUUUUCUGUGAUUUAAAACUUGCAAUUUUAUGGCAGCGAAGAUUGAAGUUGUCCGACCCCUGAAGUAUCUUCAAAUGUGUAUUUUCAGUGUAAAUCCAUUUGUCUCAACUUGCAGACUAACAAUCUUUUGAGGUGAAACAUUGCAUAUAUAGGAUUCUGUUUUAAAUGGCUGGAAGGAUGUAUGGUUUAAUGGCACUGAAUAGUUAUCAUUUUUUUACACUUGUUAAUGACAAAUACUUUGAGGUUUAUACCUUUUCUUAAAAACAACUUGUCAAAUUGGUAUUGUUUUUUGUAUGGUAUUUUAACAAAUCUUACAUUCAGUAGAAAGUCAAUUUAUGUACCGACUUUACAAUUUUAAUUCAGAAUGUUUACAAAGGAAUUUUGAUUAAUUUGAACUUGUUUGGCAAUUCACUCUGCAGCUCAUGCUUUGAUUUUGUCAGUUGUACAAUAAAUGCCUAGGCGAACGUGAGUACUGCAGAUGCUGGAGAUUAGAGUCACCACAGUCUUGACUCUAAUAAAUGCCUCGUUCCAUGCUUUGUAGAAAUGUUUUUUUUUAAUCCCUAAAAGUAUGAAGAAGUGAUACAGAAUUAAAUCGUAUUAUAUUCAAUUUUAUAUUUAAACUUGUACAUUUUAAAUAAUUUUAAGAUGUGCAUUUAAAGUUUACUAGAAAAAUACAUUUAAAUUUAGUACCUCUCCAUGCACUUCCUUCAACUAAAAAUUAGCACACUAGUGAAUAAUCUUGAUAGAAGGAAAAUAGUGCAUUGCCUUUCGACAAUGAAUUGUUAAAAUAACUAUCAUUGAAUUUUGGGAAUUAUGCAUGCUACCCAUCUACUUAUGGUUUUCACAGGGUAACAGCAGUGAAGAUGCUUUCUAGUUUCUUGGGUCACGUUUUGUACAGAGCACAAUUUGUCAAGUUGUACAUAAUUAAAGUUGAUCUUAAAGUGUUA